AUGUCUUUCUCUUUUGAUUCUGUGUGUAAUCGACAAGUGCUACGACUAAUCCUCACAGCACUUAUUAUUAAAACUAUUAUUAAUUUCAACUUCUUUCAUAAAGAAAUGCCUGCUGUUAACGCUCAAGAAAAGGAGAUCUUAAAGAUUUCUGUGCUAGGAGCAGCUGGUGGUAUUGGACAAUCUUUGUCGCUAUUGUUAAAAUCGAACGCAGGGUUUUUGUUACCACAUGAAACGUCAACUCAUAUUCGUUUGUCGUUAUACGAUGUCAACAAGGACGCCAUCGUAGGUACAGCAGCAGAUUUAUCCCACAUAGAUACUCCAAUCACAACAACAGCACACUACCCGGAUGACAGCAAUGGUGGUAUUGGCCAAUGCUUGAGUAAUGCUAGUGUGGUUAUCAUUCCAGCUGGUGUUCCAAGAAAACCGGGUAUGUCACGUGACGAUUUGAUUGGUGUCAAUGCAAAGAUCAUCAAAUCGCUAGGUGAAGAUAUCGCCAAGUACUGUGACUUAAACAAAGUUCAUGUUUUGGUUAUAUCUAAUCCUAUCAACUCUUUGGUCCCGCUAUUGACUAAUACUUUGAUUAGAAGCGAUGCAAAUGGCAACUCAAACAUCGAAUCAAGAGUGUACGGUAUCACCCAAUUGGAUUUGGUCAGGUCUUCCACUUUUGUCCAACAACUGAACGGUUUUAAAUCAAACACAUCCCCUGUGAUUCCAGUCAUCGGUGGUCACUCUGGGGAUACCAUUAUUCCUGUUUUCUCUACGUUGGAGAGGGAUCCGGAAUAUGCUAAUUUGUUGGAUAAUGGCAUGAGACUGAAAAUGGUUCACAGAGUUCAGUACGGUGGUGAUGAAAUCGUCAAGGCUAAGAACGGUAAUGGUAGCGCAACACUGUCUAUGGCAUAUGCUGGAUUCAAAAUCGCAGCUAAAUUCAUUGACUUAUUAGUUGGUAACACAGAUACCAUCGACGACAUUGUCAUGUACGUUCCACUCACAAACAGAAAUCAUCAAGAAAUUGCACCUGGAUCCAAUGAAUUGAGAUCUAGAUACAUCAACGAUUUACUAUACUUUUCUAUCCCAUUAUCCAUUAAUCGAAACGGUAUCAAGAAGAUUCACUAUGAAAUUUUGGAAAAUCUUGAUUCUUACGAACGUGACACUUUGUUGCCAAUUUGCUUGAAAACACUAGAGGGGAACAUCGAAACUGGUCUAAAAUUGGUAUAA
Messenger RNA from Kluyveromyces lactis, 1215 nucleotides. It is a transcript of the gene MDH2, whose product is annotated as malate dehydrogenase MDH2. Gene Ontology annotation, cellular component: cytoplasm. The record is from RefSeq and is a predicted model, not a curated record. The transcript has a single exon. Gene Ontology annotation, molecular function: L-malate dehydrogenase (NAD+) activity. NCBI's taxonomy places the organism in Eukaryota, Fungi, Ascomycota, Saccharomycetes, Saccharomycetales, Saccharomycetaceae. Gene Ontology annotation, biological process: tricarboxylic acid cycle. The coding region runs from base 1 to 1215 and encodes 404 amino acids.